This is a messenger RNA of Angiostrongylus costaricensis, 915 nucleotides long. The record is from the annotation of a GenBank genome assembly. Lineage: Eukaryota; Metazoa; Nematoda; Chromadorea; Rhabditida; Metastrongylidae.
AUGGUAUGUGACCGAUCCUUAUCUAUUUCCAGCCUCUUUUUCAUAAUCUAUCGACUUCUUCGGCUUCAUUGGGAUGAAAUAGCUGCUCGUAAACGCACAGAAGCACUGCUAGCAAUGGCAGAAGAUGACCAGAGAGACGGUCUUCGAGAUGCUCAGUGUUCGUUCGAAUUUAGUUUGCGGGUUUUAGCGGUAAUGUCUAUCACAACACUUCGUGUUAUAACAGAAUUUGCAGUUACCGGUGGUCGACGACGCAACGUCCGUCGACGGUUACAACACCAAACCGAUGACUUUGAACUCAUUGAACGAGAAGAACGUAAAAGAAGAGAGAAGGAGAAGGAAGAAAAACUCGAGAGAGAAAGGGAAAGGGAACUCGAAGAAGAGAAGUUGGAACAGGAGCGGUUGGCCAAGGAAAAAGAAGCACGCGAAAAGAGAGAACUCGAAGAAUACCUGGCGUUGAAAUCCUCGUUCGCCGUGGAAGAGGAGGGUUUCGAUCAAAUUGAAGAAGAGGAAUCAAACAACCUCAUGGAACAAUUUGCUGAAUAUGUGAAAACGAGCAAGAUUGUUAAUAUGGAUGAACUUGCUGCACAUUUUGGACUUAAAUCGGAUGAAGCGAUAACACGACUGCACUAUUUUCUCGACAACGGCUUUCUUCAAGGCGUCAUCGAUGAUCGUGGAAAGUUUAUCUGCAUCACUGAUGACGAGUUAAAUGCAGAUCAGCAUCGUAUUGACUCUGCUGAAGGUAUCCCGACCCUAGCGAUGGUUUAUACCAUGUUGUUCAAUGACAACUGUGCGUUCCUCUAUACCGUCAUCGAUAAUGAUGUCGUCGCCAAGCUGACCACCACUGCUUAUUGGGUUGGCUCCACUUGUCAUACUAAGUGGAGGAGACUGAUUCGGCAAAGAAGCGCUCUGUUGUGA